AUGUGCUGUGGCGUCAUAAAAGCCAGCGCAGCGUUGGUGUCCACCUCAAACUGCAGCAGCAGCAACACUGCACUCCAGGCUUUCAUCUGUGGUAAAAUGUCUCCCCACACCAGUCUCCUGCUGCUCUUCAGCUUCUUGGCCUCUGUUCACCACGGUGUAGGUGUGCCGCUGUUGAAGUGUCGCUCGCAGGACCCCCAGGACCCUCCAGUGCGGAGUAGACGCUGUGCCUGCAGCAGCCUGCUGGACUCUGAGUGCCACUACUUCUGCCACUUAGACAUCAUCUGGAUCAACACGGCCAGCAAGACCAGUCUUUACGGCCUGGGCUCCGGAACGCCCCGUCACCGGAGGUCGGCCUCCCGCUGCCUCUGUGCCAGCACAGACGACCACAGCUGCGCCCACUUCUGCAGUUCCAAACCACCGAGCCGAACAGCAUCAGCACCACACAGGCCAGUCCUGGACGUUCUCCACAUGUUUAAAACCACAAUGGAGAUUUCUCCCAGUUCCCAGAAUGCCCCGACAGAGCGCGACAGUGUGGUCCAGUGA
Molecule: messenger RNA, 543 nt
Organism: Knipowitschia caucasica
Lineage: Eukaryota; Metazoa; Chordata; Actinopteri; Gobiiformes; Gobiidae
Source: the annotation of a GenBank genome assembly